CGUGUUGGUGUAGACAAGUAGCUGCUGAUGACAUGAGAGCCUUGGUGUACUUGGUGGAAAUACACUGACGGCCUUGAAAUGGGAAAGAAGAAACAAGCAGGGAAUCUGGGAAAGAGUCUAAUCAGCGAUAGAUUUGGUAAACGCAAAACUGUAUCCCGAGGGACCGAUCGAGAAAACUUUCUACAUACUAGUGAGCUUCAAGAUGGGUAUGAUUGGGGUCGUCUUAAUCUCCAGUCUGUCACAGAACAGAGUAACCUAGAGGAUUUCCUCAGCACAGCAGAACUUGCUGGAACAGAGUUCACUGCAGAGAAGCUGAAUAUAACAUUUGUAGAUAAGAACAAACAUUCAGGAUUAUUAACGACAGAACAGCAACUAGAAGUUGACGAAUUACAACAGAAACAUAGAAAUGUGCUCAAAAUCCCAAGAAGACCUGCGUGGAACAGCACCACAACACCGGAAGAGUUGGAUCGCCAGGAAAAAGAUGCAUUCCUAGAGUGGAGAAGGACAUUAGCAAGCCUACAAGAAGUGGAAGGUAUAGAACUUACGCCAUAUGAGAAAAAUCUUGACUUCUGGCGGCAGCUUUGGAGGGUUAUUGAAAGAAGUGAUUUGGUGGUACAGAUUGUAGAUGCCAGAAACCCGCUGUUAUUUCGUUGUGAAGAUCUAGAAGCUUAUGUCCAGGAGGUAGAUCCAAGCAAGAGAAGUUUAAUCCUUAUUAACAAGGCAGACUACCUCACUGCAUUACAAAGAGACUUGUGGUUCAAGUAUUUCAAAGAAAGAGGAGUUGAAGUGGCAUUCUGGUCAGCUCUGGAGGAGACAGCACGACAAAAUGAGGAGAAAGAAGAGGAAGGUAAAAGUGUAAUGGAUGAAUUGGAAGAAGAAGUUGAUGACAGUGAUGAUUAUGAAGACGAGGAUAUAAAUGAUAAUGAUAAGCAAAGAAAUGAAGUAGGUAAUGAAAUGACGGACAGACUACAAGCAGAUUGUGUUGUGAGUGACGAGAACAUGCAGAAAGAACAUGUAUUGGUUGAAACAGAAAAGGAUAUAGAUACAGUUACUGGUGAUAAUGACAGUAAAACUUCCCAAACACAGCUCAACACUGAUAGAGCUACAACAGACAGUGAACAGGCUGCAGACAAUACACAGGAUGGUGCUAUAGGUGGGGUAGGUGAAGAUAUGGAAUUCUUAACAUAUCCAGAAAGUGGAGGUAAAAUUCUGAAUGGAUUAGAGUUACUGGAAAUGUUCAGAUCUCUGCAUACAGGGAAAAAGUGCCAGGAAGGACAAACAACUAUUGGAAUGGUUGGUUAUCCCAAUGUUGGAAAGAGUUCUAGCAUCAAUGCUAUCCUGAGAAGUAAGAAGGUUCCUGUGUCUGCUACUCCAGGAAGGACAAAACAUUUUCAGACGCUGUAUGUGGACUCUGACCUAAUGCUGUGUGACUGUCCAGGACUUGUCUUCCCUUCGUUUGUUUCUACAAAGGCAGAAUUAGUGGUAAAUGGAAUUCUGCCUAUUGAUCAGAUGCGUGACCAUGUACCUCCUACCUCUCUUGUUUGUCAACUGAUCCCAAAACAAAUACUGGAAGAGACCUACUCCAUUAACCUGCCUGAACCAGCAGAAGGGGAGGACCCAAACCGAUGUCCAACAGCUGGAGAACUCCUCAAUGUUUAUGGAUACAUGCGAGGCUACAUGACCGCCAAUGGACUCCCCGACUGUCCCAGAACAUCAAGAUAUAUCCUGAAGGAUUUUGUCAAUGGAAAGCUUCUCUACUGCAAUCCUCCACCAGAUGUAGAUGUUGAGACAUUCAAGCCGACUCGCACGACCUUUAUCGCAACGAAAAGAGCCCCAGAUAGUACACCACUGUCAGUUCCCAACAGACUGGACAGGGAGUUUUUUGCCAAAGCUGAACCAAAGAUUCAUGCUAAAGGCAGCAGCACUGUGAGAAACUAUGUACGGAUUGAAGGUCUAACACAAGUAGGAGCUGGUGAGUCGAGUCGCACCUCUUCUCCGUAUGGCAGCAUGCAGACUCUGGUGGUGGAAAAACCAUGGAAAAAACAUCACAAUAGAGGAAAAAAGGAGAAACUACGUAAAACCUUCAGUCAUCUUGAUGAUGUGGGAAAAUACUAAAACAAAAGACUGAAAUGGAGAGAGUAAUUAAUGAUGCUGAAAAGAUUGGGCAGUCCGAGUCAUUCACAUAGUAAUCUACUUUUUACCUGGCUGAUGAAGACAGAUUUAUACUUGGCAGUCUUGUAGGGUUGAUGGGUCAAACACCUGUAGUAAGAUUGCUGGUACCAUUUUUUUCUAAAACUGGACCAUUUCUGACACUUUAAAUUCAAAUAUAUUUUUUGUUUUGUAGUCAGUAAAUUUACUUCUAUUUUGCGAUCUAAAUUAAUGAUCAACUUUCUGAUGAUGGCCUUGUGUUAUGUGGCAGCCUUAAUGAGUGCCAAGACCUGGUGGAUAAAGAAUUAACAAUGAUAACAUACAGUGUGUAAUGUGAAAAAUGAAUGUUGUUUAUUGCUGUUGUAAUUUUAAGUCCAUCAGGUCCAAAGACCUGAUAAGCUUAUGCCAUACUGCAGAUAUUCAUUGCAUGUCCAUCCAUUAACUUUUUCUACAAAUUGCUAAUGGUCAUGGACUAUUGAUCAGAUUAUGCCCAAAUUUGGUCUGAAACACUAGGUCUCUGGCCCCUUGGUAAAGAGUGGCAGGGUGCAAAAUGGGAAAUUUCAAUUUUCUAAAAUCCUUUGCUCCUGCAGGAAUGGUUGAAUUUCGCAAAAAACAAUAAUUUGAUCUGAAACAUUUUUGUAUGAAGGUGAAUCAGUUUUGCCCAAGGAGUUGGUCUCUGCCUCCUGAGACAGGAGAGACUGGUCCAAUCGCGGGAAAUAGAGCAGAUUCUGUCACUAUUUGAUAGAAAGCAUGAUUGAUGUGGCUGAUCCAUCUGAGGACAGAGGAGUGG
This is a messenger RNA of Ylistrum balloti, 2938 nucleotides long. Its product is annotated as large subunit GTPase 1 homolog. Bases 79 to 2115 code for a protein of 678 amino acids. NCBI's taxonomy places the organism in Eukaryota, Metazoa, Mollusca, Bivalvia, Pectinida, Pectinidae. Gene Ontology annotation, cellular component: cytosol. Gene Ontology annotation, molecular function: GTPase activity; GTP binding. The transcript is spliced from 15 exons. Gene Ontology annotation, biological process: ribosomal subunit export from nucleus. The record is from RefSeq and is a predicted model, not a curated record.